Messenger RNA from Bursaphelenchus okinawaensis, 507 nucleotides. The record is from the annotation of a GenBank genome assembly. Lineage: Eukaryota; Metazoa; Nematoda; Chromadorea; Rhabditida; Aphelenchoididae.
AUGAGUAGAAAGGGAUUGGCAGUGAUGGCGGGGCUCGGAUUCGCGAUACGGUUCUUGGAGCGGUGGCGGCGCGCGCGACCAGCCCGAAAUGUACCAUUUUGGCUGGACUUCCAGUUCGGUUGGGCCCGACCGAACAUGGGGAGUUCAGUUUGUAAAUGGUACAGAGUACGGCUGGGGCUCCUCUCCUCUUCUUCACAAAUGGUGAAGAGGAGGAGAGGAGAUGGUGAAGAAGAGAAGGAAGAAGAAGACGAAGAAGAAAAAGAAGAAGAAGCGGAGGAAGAAGAAGAAAAAGAAGAAGCAGAGGAAGAAGAAAAAGCAGAAAAAAAAGAAAAAGAAGAAGGAAAAGAAGAAGAAGCAGAGAAAGAAGAAGAAAAAGAAGAAGCAGAGAAAGAAGCAGAGGAAGAAGAAGAAGAAAAAGAAGAAGAAGAAGAGAAGAACAAGAAGACUCCCAGUUCGGUUGGGCCCGACCGAACAUGGGGAGUUCAGCUGGGAAAUGGUACAGAGUAG